This is a messenger RNA of Cephus cinctus (wheat stem sawfly), 528 nucleotides long. It is a transcript of the gene UQCR-11, whose product is annotated as cytochrome b-c1 complex subunit 6, mitochondrial. Gene Ontology annotation, biological process: mitochondrial electron transport, ubiquinol to cytochrome c. Bases 147 to 416 code for a protein of 89 amino acids. The transcript has 3 exons. NCBI's taxonomy places the organism in Eukaryota, Metazoa, Arthropoda, Insecta, Hymenoptera, Cephidae. The record is from RefSeq and is a predicted model, not a curated record.
CUUGUAAUUCCCUAUUAAUACAUCAUUUAUGUGUGCACAUAUAUGUACAUCUACAAAAGCAUGUAUAGCAUAUAGUGUGUUUUCCGGCCUUAUUCUCUAGAUAGUCUAGAACGAUCGUAGCCAUUUGCAAUUCAGAGUCGGAAAAAAUGUCGCUUCUCCAGGGCUUCUUCAAUCGCUUCGUACCCAGUGUUAAGGCGGACGACGAGGAACCUGAAUUGGUCGAUCCUCAAAAAGUGCUUCGUGAGAAAUGCGCACAGCAGCCAAGUUGUGUUAGUCUUCAGGAGAAGCUUAAUACAUGUAAUGAUCGUGUAAAUUCAAGAACCCAAACAGCCGAAACCUGCUUGGAGGAGUUGUUUGACUAUGUACACUGUGUGGAUCAUUGCGCUGCCAAGACACUCUUUAGCAAACUGAAAUAAAUUAAUUGUUUGGCAAUUGGUUACUAGAUCUUGAAUUAAGUAUUCAUAGUUCGAUCUGCCAUGAUGUAUAUAAGAUUUGAAAUUAGAAAUAAAUAAGAUAAAAUCAAGAGUA